UCGAUUUAUGGAUGUCACUCAGGUGCUUUGCAUGAAUGGUGGUAAUGGAGAUAAUAGUUAUUCCAACAAUUCACUUUUGCCGAGAAAGGUGAUAUCAAUGACCAAACCAGUGAUUGAAGAUGCUUUGACAAACCUCUAUCGUGCUUUGAACUUUCCCAAAACCCUGCUCAUGGCGGAUCUUGGAUGUUCAUCUGGAUCAAACACUUUCCUUGUGGCAUCAGAACUCGUCAAGUCCAUCGACAAAAUCAGGCUUCAAUUUGGUCAAGAUGAAUCGGCCGAAAUCCUAAUAUACUUGAAUGACCUUCCGCAAAAUGAUUUCAACAACAUCUUUCUCUCGGUGUCACAAUUUCAAAAGGGCCUAGCCAAGCAAACAAUCCGCAACUCAUCUUCGCCUCCGUGUUACUUUUCUGGUGUACCGGGUUCAUUCUAUACAAGGCUUUUUCCGAAGAAAAGCCUUCAUUUUGUUCAUUCUUCCUAUAGUCUCAUGUGGCUCUCCAAGGUUCCUGAAAUGACAGAGACAAAUAAAGGAAACAUAUAUAUGUCAGCAACAAGCCCUCCAAGCGUAAUAAGAGCAUACCGCGACCAAUUUCAAACAGACUUUUCAACGUUUCUCAAGUGUCGUGCCGAGGAAGUGGUGACCGACGGGCGUAUGGUUUUGACGAUACUAGGUAGACGAAGUGACGAUCCUAGUAGCAAAGAAUGUUGUUAUGUUUGGGACCUUUUAGCCACAGCCCUAAAUCAUAUGGUGCUUGAGGGACUCAUAGAAGAAGAAAAACUGGAUUCAUUUAACAUUCCACAAUACGCUCCAUGCGCUAAGGAAGUCCGUAAUGAAGUGGAGAAAGAAGGGUCGUUCACGAUUGAUCACCUCGAGGUUUCUGAUGUGAAUUGGGAUGCGAGCACAGAUCACAAUCUUAUUUUAAGCGAAGAGGAUAAUACACAUGGAUAUAAUAUGGGCAAAUGUAUGAGGUCUGUGGCCGAACCUAUGAUCUCGAGUCACUUUGGUGAGGCAAUAAUCGUCGAGGAAGUCUUCGAAAGAUACACGAAUAUUAUCAAGGAUCGCAUGUCAAAAGAGGAGACUAGCCUCAUCAAUGUCACUGUUUCAAUGACCCGCAAAGCUUGAACUUCAUUUGUGAUUU
Molecule: messenger RNA, 1136 nt
Organism: Erigeron canadensis
Lineage: Eukaryota; Viridiplantae; Streptophyta; Magnoliopsida; Asterales; Asteraceae
Product: S-adenosyl-L-methionine:benzoic acid/salicylic acid carboxyl methyltransferase 2-like
Exons: 4
Coding region: 8-1120 (370 amino acids)
Biological process (GO): methylation
Molecular function (GO): S-adenosylmethionine-dependent methyltransferase activity
Source: RefSeq, a predicted model, not a curated record